AUGACGUUUCAGAAUAUUGCUUCUCAUUUAAUGUGUGUUAAUUUUUCAGAGCAGAAGCGAAGGUUGAAAGCCAACAGCCGUGAGUAUAACGACCAAUUUCACUAUGUGAAUAAUCGCAUCCAGACAUACAAGUAUAAUGUCUUAACUUUUCUACCCAUAAACUUGUUCGAGCAGUUCCAGCGGGCUGCGAACGCCUACUUUUUAUCCCUCCUGAUUUUACAGCUGAUCCCUGACGUAUCCGCCUUAUCUUGGUUUACCACCAUUGUUCCUUUAGUGCUGGUUCUGAGCGUUACAGCUGUGAAGAAUGCUACAGAUGACUAUUUUUGUCAUAGGAGGGACAAACAGGUGAACAGCCGGCAGGCCAGAGUGCUCAUUGGUGGGAAGUUGCAGAAUGAAAAAUGGAAGAAUGUCAGAGCUGGAGACAUCAUUAAAUUGGAAAACAACCAGUUUGUGGUUGCUGACCUGUUACUCCUUUCGAGCAGUGAGCCGCACGGCCUCUGUUACAUUGAAACUGCUGAGCUUGAUGGUGAAACCAACUUGAAGGUGCGGCAGGCGUUACCGGCCACCUCUGAACUUGGCGAUGAGAUUAGCAAACUUGCAAGAUUUGACGGAGAAGUUGUCUGUGAAGCGCCGAACCAUAAGCUGAAUCAGUUUUCAGGAACUCUUUCCUGGAAUGAAGAGAAUCAUCCUCUUACUAAUGAAGAGGUGCUAUUGCGGGGCUGUGUAUUGAGAAACACGGAUUGGUGCUUUGGAAUGGUUAUUUUUGCAGGCCCUGACACUAAAUUGAUGCAGAACAGUGGCAAAACUCGACUUAAACGAACAAGCAUUGAUCAACUAAUGAACUCUUUAGUGUUGUGGAUUUUUGGACUUCUGAUAUUCAUGGGAAUCAUUCUAGCGAUAGGAAAUUCAAUCUGGGAGCAUCAGGUUGGAGUACAUUUCAGAAUUUACCUGCAGUGGAACAACGUGGCGAACAGUUCUGUAUUUUCAGGAUUUCUAACAUUUUGGUCGUACGUUAUCAUACUCAAUUCAGUUGUGCCGAUUUCCUUAUAUGUGAGUGUGGAAGUGAUUCGUCUUGGACACAGUUACUUCAUCAACUGGGAUCAUAAAAUGUACUUUGCCAAAGAAGAUGUUCCCGCUGAGGUCCGGACUACAACUCUCAGUGAAGGGCUGGGACAGAUUGAGUACAUUUUUUCAGACAAAACAGGGACGCUCACUCAAAACAUAAUGACUUUUCAUAAGUGUUCGAUUAAUGGGCAUAUAUUCGGUAAGCAUAAAGGUUUUAGGAAGCAUAAUUUACAGCAAAUGCCGGUGGAUUUCUCCUUUAGCCCAUUAGUGGACAGUAAAUUUAGCUUCGAUGACCACCGUCUGUUUGAGUCCGUUAGAUUCGGGGACCCGCAAGUUCAUGAAUUCUUUAGGCUGCUUUCUCUCUGCCAUACCGUGAUGCCUGAAGAGAAACCUACAGGUGAACUGAUUUACCAAGCUCAGUCACCAGAUGAAGGCGCUCUAGUAACUGCUGCCAGGAACUUUGGAUUCGUCUUUAAAUCUCGGACCCCCGAGACGAUCACAGUGGAAGAAAUGGGUGCACUUGUGACUUACCAGCUCUUGGCAAUUUUGGAUUUCAACAAUACCAGGAAAAGAAUGUCUGUAAUUGUUCAAAACCCACGUGGACAGAUAACACUUUAUUCUAAAGGAGCAGACACUAUUUUAUUUGAGAGACUUCAUCCAUCCAGUAAAGAUCUCAUGUUUUUAACAUCGGACCAUCUUGCGGAGUUUGCUGGAGAAGGCCUUCGAACUUUAGCGCUGGCGUACAAAAAUGUGAGCGAAGAGGAAUUUCAGGAGUGGUUUAAAAUAUACGAGGAGGCAAACGCUUCACCAGAUAGAGACGAAGACCUGGCUUUAGCAUACGAGGAAAUUGAAAGAGACCUGAAAUUACUAGGUGCCACUGCUAUAGAAGACAAAUUGCAAGAAGGAGUUGUAGAAACCAUUGCUAGCUUAUUGCUGGCCAACAUUAAGAUCUGGGUCCUGACAGGAGACAAGCAAGAAACGGCGAUAAACAUUGGUUACUCCUCUCGCAUGCUCACGGAUGCCAUGGAUGCAAUUUUCAUAGUGGAGAGUCACACAAAGAAGGACGUGUCCGCAGAACUUAGGAAAGCAAAAGACCACAUGUUUGUCCUAAACAGCAGACGUUCUGCUGAUGAAAAUCUCCAAGAUCUAAGGCAAGGCAUGGAAGAAGUUGUUAUUGGUGAUUACGCGUUAAUAAUAAAUGGACAUAGCCUUGUCCAUGCACUUGAGGUCGAUCUGGUAAAUGAGUUUUUGGAAGUUGCUUGCGCUUGUAAGACAGUGAUCUGCUGCAGGGUCACGCCGUUGCAGAAAGCGCAGGUGGUGGAUCUGGUUAAGAAACGCAAGAAAGCCAUCACCUUGGCUGUCGGGGAUGGAUCCAACGAUAUUGGCAUGAUCAAAAAUGCUCACAUCGGCGUCGGCAUCAGUGGCCAGGAGGGGAGGCAAGCUGUUUUGAACAGCGAUUACUCCAUUGCUCAGUUCAGAUACCUUCAGAGGCUCCUGCUAAUACAUGGCCGGUGGUCCUAUUUUCGAAUGUGCAAGUUCUUGUGCUAUUUCUUCUACAAAAAUUUUGCCUUCACGCUGGUGCACUUCUUGUUUGGUUUCUUCUGUGGCUUUUCAGCUCAGGCUGUUUAUGACCAGUGGUUUAUCACCCUAUUCAACAUCGUAUAUACCUCUCUGCCUGUGCUAGCGAUGGGAUUGUUUGACCAGGAUGUGAACGAGCAGGAGUGCCUUGAUUUCCCAAAGCUGUAUCAACCUGGGCAGCGAAAUCUCUUGUUCAACAAGCGCAAAUUUUUCAUCUGCAUAGCACAUGGAAUCUAUACCUCUAUUGUUCUGUUCUUCAUCCCAUAUGGUGUGUUUUAUGACGCUGCUGGAGACGACGGGAAACACGUUGCUGACCACCAAUCUUUUGCUGUCACAGUUGCAACCUCUUUGAUAAUAGUAGUCAGUCUUCAGAUUGCCUUGGAUACCAGCUACUGGACAGGAAUCAAUCAUUUCUUCAUAUGGGGUAGCAUUGCUGUGUACUUUGCAGUCCUGUUUGUAAUGCAAAGCAAUGGAAUUUUUGAUCUGUUUCCAGGCCAUUUCCCAUUUGUAGGAAAUGCUUGGAGCUCCCUCGGCCAAUUAAAUGUCUGGCUUGCCAUUUUCUUGACUACUGUGGUUUCAGUCAUGCCUGUGAUAGCAUUUCGUUUUGUGAAGCUGGAUUUGUGGCCAACGCUGAGUAAUCAGGUACGUCUGUUGCGCCGAGCUAAAAAGAAACAGAGACCCUUACAAAGAUAUAUGCAGCAGAUGCGCAGAUCCAGCUCACGAAGGUCCGCGUAUGCUUUUGCUCAUCAAGAGGGCUUUGGGGAACUCAUAACAUCUGGAAAAAAUAUGCGCAUCAGUCUAGAUUCAACACAAAAAGUUCUUCCGAAUAGAUGGAUGGAGAACUUGCGUAACAGACCAUCUGAUACCACGAGCAAUUUCAGCUGUGAAAAGCCUGUUCUGUGA
Molecule: messenger RNA, 3546 nt
Organism: Euleptes europaea (tarantolino)
Lineage: Eukaryota; Metazoa; Chordata; Lepidosauria; Squamata; Sphaerodactylidae
Gene: ATP8B4
Product: ATPase phospholipid transporting 8B4 (putative)
Exons: 26
Coding region: 1-3546 (1181 amino acids)
Biological process (GO): Golgi organization; phospholipid translocation
Cellular component (GO): plasma membrane
Molecular function (GO): ATPase-coupled intramembrane lipid carrier activity; ATP hydrolysis activity; ATP binding
Source: RefSeq, a predicted model, not a curated record